GUGCAGUAAAUAUAUAAUGGAAGAUGCAAAUGGAGAAGGUAAACACACAAAUAGAUUAGACAAAAAGGAUCUUUUCAUUAACCUCUGCAAAGGUAAUGCUACUAUCGUCAUAGACUGCGAAUUUGAGCAGUAUGCGUCGGAAAAGGAGGCAAAAAGCCUCGCAAAUCAGAUAAUGCAGUCUUAUGGAGCCAAUAAGAGAGCUGAUAAACCAUUCAACCUGAUAAUUUGCGGUAUAGAAGAGGGUGGACACCUGGAUGAUGCCUUAGGCAGAAUCUCUGGAACCGAAAAUUGGCUAUGCCAGCUGACAUACGAAUCCAUAGAAUCCCUUUUGGAUAAAGAAGGGCCCUGUGAAGAAGGAAAAGAAUCAAUUUGCGGACGUGAACUAACCUAUUUGUCUGCGGAUGCAACGGAUGUGUUAGAGAGUGUUGAUUCCAACAAUGUGUAUGUGAUUGGUGGCAUUGUGGAUAGAAACAGGCUAAAUGGAAUAACUUACAACAAGGCAAAGCAUCUCGGUUAUUCUUGCAAACGUCUUCCCAUUAAAGAGCACAUUAAAUUAAACAGCUCACAUGUAUUAUCGGUAACGGCUUGUAUUAAUAUUUUACUACAUUUUUACAAAAAUAACGACUGGAAAUUGGCUCUACAAGAGUCUAUCCCAAAACGUAAAUUAUUGGAUUCAUGACA
Molecule: messenger RNA, 681 nt
Organism: Theileria equi strain WA
Lineage: Eukaryota; Apicomplexa; Aconoidasida; Piroplasmida; Theileriidae
Exons: 1
Coding region: 17-679 (220 amino acids)
Biological process (GO): tRNA N1-guanine methylation
Cellular component (GO): nucleus
Molecular function (GO): tRNA binding
Source: RefSeq, a predicted model, not a curated record